CGUCAGCUUUCACUGCUUCCGAUUAAUUUUUUGGCUCCCGAGAGGUUGCUGCCUGUUCGAGUGGGUUGCAAGAAAUCUUUAAAAAUUUUAACGGGUUUUUUUUAAAAAGCUUAGCAUUAGAGCCUAUUAAAUUUAAAUGAAAAGUGUAUCCGACCAGUCGGAAAAUUUAGAAGGAUUUGUACAGCCUUCUAACUUUGUUCCUUUUUCCACCUCUAACUAUUCAAGUUUAGUUACUAGUCAAAUAGUACCAGCUUACCAAUUCAAUUUACCGUAUGAUAACUUUGUUCAACGUAGUGCGCAGCAAACUUCAGCAAAUAAUUUUAUAAAGGAUGGAAACCAGAUAUUUGAGACGGAACAAACCUCUUUAGUAGGUGACUUAGUUUUGUCUCAGUAUCAGCAGUUCUCUGGAAGCAACCUUCCUCAUACUCAAUUUAGCUCCCUCAACGUAACGAGUACUCAAGAGGCGAAACCCCUUAACCAGGAAAAUUUAGAAAUUUACCUAAAAAGACUGUAUCAGCUUCAACAACAUAAUAACCUUAGCCAACAGCUGGGCCGGGAAGCUACUCCGCCUCCCUUGUCAAGUUCCACCGGGGUGUCCCACCUGCUAUCCCGGGGUCAAUCAUACUGUUCGAGUCUUCCUUCUACUCCUAUAUCAAAUGCUCCUUUACAGGAAGAGGGUCUAAACUCUUCCUUCCUAUCUCAGCAACCACCACAAGUCUUAGCUCAGCCGCCAUCACUUUAUAGUUACAUGCGACAAGUAGUUGCACCAACUUUAGUUCAACACACUCCCUAUGGUGCGAGCUUUUCUAGCCCAAACAGCCCAACUCAAAAUGCGCCUUCAAUGUUUCCUGCGAAUUGCACAGUAGCAGAUAGAUCUAAUCCCAUGGUUUACGCACCUCCUUUAAUUAGUGAUAGAAACGAAGAAUUAAGGAAAACUGCUAUAAAUAACCAACUACAGACCUGCAAGUCAAGUCCGUCUAAAACUAGAGUCGAGAUGCUUAACAAUGUUAAUAAGACAAUGGCACCACGCGAAAAAGGAGUAGCUUCAAGUCACACUGAAGAGGCCCACCGGCCUUCUUUGAGUUACGCAAGCUUGAUAGCCCAAAGUAUUUUCGCUUCAAAGGAGAAAAAACUAACGUUGCACGAAAUUUAUGAGUUUAUAUCAAAUGCAUAUCCUUACUUUGAACUUCGCAAGUCGUCUAGUUGGCAGAACAGUGUCCGCCAUAACCUAUCAGUAAAUCGCUGUUUUCAAAAAGACAUGGAGGUUUUCCCAAAUGGCAAAAAAAUUGUUCGCUGGAAAAUUAAUCCGGAUUUCGCGAAUUCUUUUACCUCCGACGGCACUUAUUUAAGUCCGCGUAAAAAGUUUAACACGACUGGAAAAUUAAUGAAGCGGGUGCGCAACUCAAAUCGCUUAAAAAUGGCCAAAACUGUUAACGUUGAGAAGGUCUUCGCGUCUAGUUCGCCAGUUGUGCAACAAAUUAGUAGUUGUGCUAGUUCACCUUUAGCUUCCCCGUUUCACUCCCCACUCAUGUCGCCUCUUAAUUCAAGCCUCGAAAAUGAUGCGCUGAUGGGGACGGAACUUUUUAAUAAUUUUAAACCAAGUUCAUCGUUUUUAAACAACCCUUCAGGUGGUGAGCUUUUAAAUGGAAACGACCAGUCACAGAAUCCCCUACUUACUUUAGGCUCUCUAAGAGUUGACAGCAAUUUAGCUAGCGUGGACAUAACCCUACCAGAAGUGCUAAAUGGGGUAAAGGACAGUAAACUAAGUCCUUACCAAGCCGAGAGAGAAAAUUAUAAUAGCAACGGUAGUGGGGUUGAGAAAGAUGAUAAUAACGCUUUUACCGGAGAUUGGCUAAGCUCGCUUGAAGACGAUAGAUGGUGGAACACCCAAUAGCCUAAGCGUUUACCAAUUAAAUAAAAUUAUGUAUUAAGUUUGU
This is a messenger RNA of Zophobas morio, 1937 nucleotides long. RefSeq lists its product as uncharacterized. Gene Ontology annotation, biological process: anatomical structure morphogenesis; regulation of transcription by RNA polymerase II; cell differentiation. The record is from RefSeq and is a predicted model, not a curated record. Gene Ontology annotation, molecular function: RNA polymerase II cis-regulatory region sequence-specific DNA binding; DNA-binding transcription factor activity, RNA polymerase II-specific. Bases 137 to 1894 code for a protein of 585 amino acids. NCBI's taxonomy places the organism in Eukaryota, Metazoa, Arthropoda, Insecta, Coleoptera, Tenebrionidae. The transcript has 2 exons.